UUGAGUGAUGGAAAAUUCUUCCAUAUUCGUUGUUGUGGGCAUAUAUUGAAUCUUAUUGUCCAAGAUGGGUUGAAAGUGAUAAGGGAUGGCAUCAGAUGUGUCAGAGAAAGUGUCAAAUAUGUGGAGGGAUCUGAAGGGAGAAAGAUUCAAUUUAGGGAGUGUGUUGAACAAGGUGGAAUGAAGUGUUCAAAAGGGUUGUGGCUUGAUGUACCAACAAGAUGGAAUUCAACUUUUAUGAUGCUUGACAGAGCAAUUUAUUAUCGCGAAGCCUUUGUGAAUUUAUCAAGGAUUGAUAAGUACUAUAAGGAUUGUCCAACACCGCUAGAUUGGGAGAAAAUGAUUGUACUGGCUAAUCUCUUGAGACCUUUUGAUGCAAUCACCAAGUUAUUCUCAGGUACCAAGUACCCAACAAUCAAUUUGUUUUUUGAGAAUGUUUGCCAGAUUCAUUUCCAAUUGAGACAACUUUCUACAAGCUAUGAUGGUGUUCUGCAAACUAUGGGGAAUGCGAUGAUGUCAAAGUUUGAGAAGUAUUGGGAGGAUUACAAUGCAGUGCUUGCUUUUGGUGUUAUUCUCGAUCCUCGUUGCAAGCUUGAUUUUGUUCAGUAUCUUUAUGGAAAAUUGGGUGGAGAUUACACUUCGAAAUGGAAGGAUAUUGGUGACCAACUAAAUAUGUUUUUUGAGGAGUACAAAAUUAGUUCUUCUUUGUCUUCCAUGUCAAGUGGCGGAAGCAGUACCUCAAGCACAAGGACUAGUUCAAGUUGGAGCAUGGAUAACUUCACUAGUGAUUUUGAUACUUUUAAUGUGAACAUGAAUACAUUAGGCAAGUCUGAAUUGCAAAUAUAUCUAGAAGAUCCAAGGGAACCUCGUAUGCUUGAAAAGGAUGUUGUUGAGUAUCUUAAUGAUCUUGAUGUCUUAAAUUAUUGGAAGGAGCAUCAAUAUCGUUACCCUCAACUCUCUCGAAUGGCAAAGGAUAUACUUGGUAUUCCUAUUACAUCAGUUGCUUCAGAGUCGUCUUUUAGCUUGGGAGGUAGAGUAUUAAACAAAUGGAGGAGUAGUAUGCUAAGUGACACCCUUGAAGCUGUAGUGACUACUCGCAAUUGGCUUUAUGGAUAUGAAUUUGAAGAAGAUGAAGAAGAUGCAGAAAGCAGAGGAGAAGAAGUGGAGCUUAUGCCGUGAUUGAUUGCCAGAUCCAAUCUCAUUUUGCUUUAGACAUUUUUAGUUUGAUGGAUACAGUUUCUAUUUACUAUUAUUUGGAGGAUGUUAAUUAGUAUGGAUUGUCGAUUCUUUUGGGAGU
Messenger RNA from Linum tenue, 1294 nucleotides. The record is from the annotation of a GenBank genome assembly. NCBI's taxonomy places the organism in Eukaryota, Viridiplantae, Streptophyta, Magnoliopsida, Malpighiales, Linaceae.